AUGCCAACCACAAUUUUGGCUUCAUAUCUGUAACCUACCAAUAGAAAGGAGAUAUAGGACCUAACCAAGUUAUACUGUGAAACAUCCUAUUGAAAAAUGUUUUGUAGAAUAAAUUUGAAUUUGGGUAGUAUUUCCCCAGUAUAUUUCAAUCUAAGAAGUUUCGUAACUACACAAGCACAUUAUUUAAACCAAAAGUAUCGGAAAGAAAAAGGCCUUCCUUUAAAUCCAAACACCUCCAGCAUUUUGACCAACACUCCCGAUUACACUUUUCUCAAUGGAAGUCUAGCACCACUUGGCGUGGGUCAACAGCGACGAAUAUUGAGGGAGAAAGAGGUAGUUAAGCAAAUUGUUUCCCUAAGCAAGGAAAUAGAUUUUGCUGUUUAUCGACAUGAGCAGCUACAACGGGAUGCUGAGAACCAGAAGAAGGAAAUAUUGUCGAAAAAAUUGAAACCUAAAGGAUACACUUUAUUAAAACAAAGUUGAUGUUAAGUUCUAGAUUUUAAUAUGGUGUUUAAUUAAAAAUUAAGGCAACUUGUGUUGAAAUUUUUAAGGUAUACUUAACAUGUAGAUCACAAUUAAAGAUAGUGUGAUUAACUUAA
Cylas formicarius (sweet potato weevil) is the source of this 599-nucleotide messenger RNA. It is a transcript of the gene mRpL52, whose product is annotated as large ribosomal subunit protein mL52. Gene Ontology annotation, cellular component: mitochondrial large ribosomal subunit. The transcript has 3 exons. NCBI's taxonomy places the organism in Eukaryota, Metazoa, Arthropoda, Insecta, Coleoptera, Brentidae. Gene Ontology annotation, molecular function: structural constituent of ribosome. Gene Ontology annotation, biological process: mitochondrial translation. The record is from RefSeq and is a predicted model, not a curated record. The coding region runs from base 97 to 483 and encodes 128 amino acids.